Tremella mesenterica DSM 1558 is the source of this 813-nucleotide messenger RNA. RefSeq lists its product as uncharacterized. The transcript has 5 exons. Lineage: Eukaryota; Fungi; Basidiomycota; Tremellomycetes; Tremellales; Tremellaceae. Bases 1 to 813 code for a protein of 270 amino acids. The record is from RefSeq and is a predicted model, not a curated record.
AUGCCCGUCUCAUCGCUUCCAAUUCCAUCUCCUGUACGCCCUCCAGCGGUACAGCUUUCUAUUAGCUGCUACGAAGCCGCCCAUAUCGCUCAAGCCGAACUUGACGACGCGCCUCAUCCUCAUCAUCAUCACCAAUCUCAACCUGACGCGUUGCUCGUACCUCAACCUGCCCCAGGACGCAAAAAGACGUCAACGACAAAUGGAAAGAGCAGACGUAGAGGCGGUCAGCAGUAUAACGCGGAUUGGAAAACCACCAUGUGCAACAUGACACCCUUCGGAGCAUGUACGAGACCGCAGACGUACUAUUCACUCUUUUGCGAGUUUCCGAAAACGCCGAUAACACCUCGUGUGGGAAUUUUGUACCUCAUCCAGAGGAAACACGCUUUUGCAGUGCUGGUUACCGAUGUGGUAAAUGCGAAAGGUAUGGCGCUGACGGGAACAGAUCACCGUGAGACCGGCUGCGAGACCAAAGUGCUCGAUCUUCUCAAUCGUCGAAAGGAAGAAAAUCGUAUCGCUCAACGUCGACGUUCAGAAGUCCAUGCUCAUGCCACGGCAUACUUCGAUAAAUGCUUCGGCGAUAUAACAUCAACACGCCGAAAUUCUCCUCCUAGCUACCCUUCUCUCCCAUCUCCUCCAUCCUCAUCAAAUACAGUUGUUGCCCCCAUCGCCGACAGUCGAAUGCGUUGGGGAGGUGGCUCUUCUUCGUCUAUUUCGUCGAUCUGUUCCGGUCCGGCUAUCAGUCCGCCUGCCAGUAUCGUGGGGGAGUCACGGGGUGGACAAGUGGUGGGCGGGAAAAUGGGUACACGAGAUUAG